CAUUAGUUCACUGGUUUCGUCAUUCACCACAACACAGACGAAGACGAAGGGAGUCUAAAUUCAAGGGUUUCCACAGCUCUUCCUGUUAUGGUGGAAAUUGUAUCAAGGAAAAUUGAAGAGUAUAUUGUAGUGCAAUGCCUCAUAUGUUGUGAUGUGAGACUCCCCUGCAAUGCUCGCCAGUCUUGUAAUGACCUGUGUUCUCUCAUAUUUCCUUUUCAGGAGACGAAAUCCAGUUGUCUGAAGAUGGAGCAUGCAAGUGAUUGGAUGGGUGCUCAGCUGACCGGACAGAUUUUGGUUCAGGACAACAUUCCUGCAAUAGAUGAUUCUAUGUAUUUGGGAGAGUGAAACUGCUACUUUUUCUUUUAGUGAAUUUGUCAUUGUUGCUAAAGAAUCGAAUUCGGGUAGUUUCGAUGCUUGAUCUUAUGAAGUUGAAUCAUUGUGUUAAGUGGUUAGAUUCUUAGUAAAUAUGCUUGGAUUUAACUUAAAAGUUCCAUUUCUAGAAUGUUAUGGUUGUGCAAUGCUGAACUAUUGAUUGCAAAUCAUACCCUGAAGUUCUUGUAAGUGAUGUCAAAAUGAUUUUGUAUGAUAAUUCUUUUCGAUUCUGAGAUCCCUGGAUAUUAUCCUCGACCAUAGAACUUUCUGCAUACUAGUUUCUUCUUUUCCACCUUAUUGUUAUUGUUAUAGUCUUUGCUUGGUUUUUCAUUUUGAGUUUCAAACUUCCGAUUAUCUCAAACGAUAGUUGAACAAUCUCAACGAUUCAAGAAAUUAUAGCUCAUUUACACCCCAGCUUUCAUACUGUGUAAAUUGUAUUGUAUUGUGUCGUUCUUUUCUCCCUUUACAAUAUCAUGCAACAAAAGUCCAUAACUGAUCAAACUUUAUUAAUUCAUUACUUGUGAUAGUUAGGUUUAGGUUACAACUAAAGCAAUGAUGUUUUUUUUCGUUUUCAAUUUGAUUAGGAAUGAACUUUUUGUUUAUGCAAUUCAUUCUCUCCAUUUUUAUGUUAUUUAUUUCUUAUUGCAGUGGGUGUUGUCUCCCAAGUACUUCAAUUUCCCGUUUCCUAUGACGUUGACAAUGAUUCACAUGGCAUUCUCCGGAAUCGUUGCAUUUUUCCUUGUCCGUGUUUUCAAGGUUGUAGCUCCUGUCAAAAUGACAUUUGAAAUAUAUGUAACAUGUGUAAUACCUAUAAGUGUCUUCUUUGCAUCAAGUCUUUGGUUUGGCAACACUGUCUAUUUGCACAUAUAUGUGGCUUUUAUCCAGAUGCUCAAAGAUCUAAUGCCAGUGGCAAUAUUUUUCAUGGAUGUCAUGUGUGGUACUGAUAAACCAAGGUGUAAUGAGUUCUUAAACAUGGUGCUGGUCAGCGUCGGAGUUAUCGUUUCCAUGAGUUGGUGGCCAUACAUGCUUGAUGUAUUAGGUGUUUUUACUGUAGUCACCAUGUGGGCAGUUGUUGUGACUGAGGGUUGCAGGAAAAAAAACCUGCAGUACUAUGGGUUUAAACUAGCAUCUGCUGCAAGGUAAAGUCAGUGCUACUUACCUAAACAUUAGAUGCAUUUAGUGGAAAGACAUAGGCUUUGGUUUCAAUUUUUCUUUGUGCAGCAUAGAUAGUACAGUUCAUGGCUAAUCCGAGCAUGGAGCAGUAACUAAUUUUAUGUGAACUAGGACUAUUGUUGAAUUCAUUUAAGAAGAUUUGUAACUUUCAGUGUUUUUUUAUUAACUUAUAA
This is a messenger RNA of Hibiscus syriacus, 1718 nucleotides long. RefSeq names its product probable sugar phosphate/phosphate translocator At1g48230. The transcript has 7 exons. Bases 925 to 1515 code for a protein of 196 amino acids. Lineage: Eukaryota; Viridiplantae; Streptophyta; Magnoliopsida; Malvales; Malvaceae. Gene Ontology annotation, molecular function: antiporter activity. The record is from RefSeq and is a predicted model, not a curated record. Gene Ontology annotation, cellular component: trans-Golgi network; endosome; Golgi apparatus.